This is a messenger RNA of Parastagonospora nodorum SN15, 423 nucleotides long. RefSeq lists its product as hypothetical. The transcript has 2 exons. The record is from RefSeq and is a predicted model, not a curated record. NCBI's taxonomy places the organism in Eukaryota, Fungi, Ascomycota, Dothideomycetes, Pleosporales, Phaeosphaeriaceae. Bases 1 to 423 code for a protein of 140 amino acids.
AUGACGAACUUUGAAAUCCAGCACUGCACCGAGGAAGACAUCCCCCGCGUCUUUGAACUCGUUUCGCUGUCAUUCGGCCACGAUCAUGAGUACAUGGACGCAAUCUUCCCGCACCACGACACACCAGCUGGACGCAAAGCAGGAAGUGAGCGCUUGCUGAAAUCGUUCCAUGAGGAUCAACACGGUGUCUUCCUCAAACUAGUCGAGACCAAAAGCGAGAAAAUAGUCGCUGCGGCGAAAUGGAAUAUCUACAACGGCGGUCCGGUGCCUCAACAGCCUGAGCUCGAUGGUGAUUAUUGGCAGACUGAAGAUGACAAAGAAUUCGCAAAAGGGAUGUUCAAAGAAUUCUUCACUGCGAGACAGCGCUUAAUCGAAGAGACUGAAGCUCAUCUGGCUGAAUGGGAGCUGGGCGAGCAUUGGUGA